AUGGCUGAGGGGAAGCUAAGAAUUGGUUCUCGUGUUGAAGUUACAGGAAAGGAUGUUGUUGGUACAGUAGCAUAUAUUGGAACAACACAGUUUUCACCUGGAAAAUGGGUAGGAGUAAUGCUAGAUGAACCGAAAGGGAAAAACAAUGGUACGGUUCAAGGGAAACGCUAUUUUACUUGCGAAGAAAAUCAUGGCAUCUUUGUGCGACCGUCUCAGCUUACUCUUUUAGAUGCUCAAGAUGGAUCAAGUAUAACGGAUGUGUCUACUUCAAGUGUCCUUUCCGAAUCAGGCACAAUCUCAGAAUCAAGUUCAUCUAGGUUGUCUGUAGGAGAAACUCCUAAACGUACAGGUUCUUCAACUUCUUUGUCUGGCAGUGUAAAAUCUGAAGUGACAAAAGGUCCAUCUGAAGCCAAAAAGAUAUCACAACUUCCAUCAACUGGAUCUAAUCCAGAUCUGGUACAAAGUAAUGUGGUUGAAACUUCAAAAACUCAAAGUCCUGUUACAAAAUCUUCUGAAAGUAAAUCGAUCAAAGAAUCCAUACAACCGAAUGAUGAUUCAUCGUUGAAAUCUUCUAUUUCAUCAACUGUGAAAACAAGUGAUUCAAAAUUGCCACCACCACCAACAACAACUACGACUACUACUACGGCUACUGUUAGUAGUAGUAAAAUACCUGCUGAAGUUUCACCUAUUACAUCAGAGAUUGAAAAAUCGAAAGACAAUGUUCAGAAAUUAAUAAGACCUUCUAUUGUAUCUAGUGUUGUUAGUCCAUCCGCUGUUGGAGCAGCAGCUGGAGCAAGUGACGUUGUCGGUACUCAUUCACCAGACACUGAAUUAGAAUUAACUAAUCUACGCGCUGAAAUUAAAACGCUACAUGAUCAAAUUGAAGCGCUGAAAAUGAAACGUGAAGAAGAUAAAACAAGAAUACAAGAAUUAGAACGUAUCAAAAUUCAAUUUACUCAACUGGAAGAAAAUCGACGUUUAAUGCGAGAACAAGCAGCGGAAUUACAACGUGAAAUUGCUCAAUUAAAAACAGAAAAAGCUGAAAUUAAAGAAGCAUUUGAUCGUUAUCGUGAUGAAGUAGCUGAAAUGGUUGAAAGUGUUGAAAUGGCUACAUUAGAUAAAGAAAUGGCUGAAGAGAAAUUAGAAACGUUAACUACAGAAAUUGAAUUAUUAAAAGAACAAUUAGAAGAAUUGACACUUGAAAAUCAAAUUUUAAAAGAAGAAUCUGAAGAAAAAGGCGGAGCAACCAAUUUAUCUAGUGCAGACGGUGCACCGACUCCAUUACAAUUGAAAAAUCUUGAACAACAAAAUGAACGCAUGAAACAAGCAUUAGUUAAAUUAAGAGAUUUAACUAAUCAAGAUAAACAAGAAAUAACUGCUUUAACUAAACAAAUUUCAUCAUUGGAAUCGGAAAUAAGUCAACUUCAAACAGAGAAAGAACGUUUAACUAAAGAUUUAAAAGAAAGUAUUGAACAAACUAUCGAGUUGAAAGAACAAGUCGAUGCUUCACUUGGUGCUGAUAUUAUGGUUAGCCAAUUGACACAACGUAAUUUAGAAUUGGAAGAAAUGCUUGAAAAAGUUAAAGAGGAAAGAAAUGAUUUGGAAACACUUUGUGAAAUGAAUGAUGAAUUACAAGAGAAUAGUCGUGAAACGGAAUUAGAACUACGUGAAGAAAUUGAACGAGCUAAUACACAAAUUAAUCAACUUGUACGUCAUUUAGAUGCAACACGUGAAACAAUCACUGAUUAUGAACAAACAUUAGGUAAAUUUCGUGACUUGGUCACUGAUUUACAAACACAAAAUUCUGAUCUUCAACGAUCUCUGGCAGAUGGUAAACGUUUACAUGAACAACAACAGCAACAGCAACAAAUUGAACAACAAUUACAUUCAACAAUGUUGUCAACAGAUUUUCCUAAUUUUAUGACCAGUAAAUUUGGUGCUACUUCUCAAGCACAAACAUUUGCUAAAGUGAUUGAAGCUGAAUUAAGACGUUUAGAAGCGGAACAAAGCGCAAAUCAUGUAGCUCGUUUAUCUGCUUUUCUUCCUGAUUCAUUUUUACGACGUGGCGGUGAUAAUGAAGCACUGUUAGCGCUUCUAUUCAUCGAUCGUCUCACUGGAAAAUGUGAUCUAUUAGCUAAUCAUCUUGUUGAACGUUAUCCUUUGCCACCAUGUGUACCUGGUCAAACAUUAAUGCAAUUCUCGCAAGUUGAUAAUCAGAAUGUUGUGGAUAGUUCAGCGCCAGCGGUUGCAGGAAUUUGUAUUCCAGGCACUGAUAAUCCAUUACCACCAUUAACUAAGAGUAAAGCAGAAUUUUACAGUUUUCUAACAAGAUUAAUUCAUUUACUUCGAUCAAUGGGUUCAUUAUUAAAUCAAUACAAACAAAUCUUUUCUGCAUGCAAUGUUGAAUUGUAUUUAAAAUUCGGUUCAUUAUACAAUGAAAUGUGUAUACAUGAACAUUGUAUUGAUCGAUUGAUUGAACAAACUAAAAAUGAUCAAUUAGAUGAAACAAUCUCAUUAGAUUCUUUAAUGAAAUCAUUAGAUUAUUUUAUUCAAUUAUAUAAUGUACAUUUAAAAAAUGAACCAAUUUAUCAUUGUAAUGUAAAAUUAUUAGAUUUUACACGUACAAUUUUAUCGGCUGUGGAUGCAUUAUCAGUUGAUUCGAUGGCUUUAAUGAUAUUGACUGGGAGAAAUGUUGAUUGUUUAAUACAAAUUGCUAAAACUGCUGCUUCCAAUGUUACUGGUCCAUUAAGUAUGAGUAGUAUGGAUGAGAUUAGUUCAUCAUUAUUACUCUUGUCAACAUCGUCAUCUUCAUCCUCAUCAUCAACUAAUGAAAAUAGUAAUAAAGAAGGAUUAAUUAUUCUUUUAAAUGAAUUAAUUCAUUUUGCUACAACUGUACGUGUUAUAACACGUCGAAUAAAACGUCGUAUUCCAACAACAAAAUCAACUAGUCAACAAUCACAGCAGCAACAAUCACAACACCAACAACAACAACAACCUUUAUCAUUUAAUCAUGAAGUGGCACAGAAAUUAGAUUUAGUUAUGCAAUUAUUUAAUUCCAUUGUUGGUACAAUGUAUACGACAACACGUUUAGCUGGUCAAUUGACAGUUCGUCAAGUGGAAGAUUCAUCCAAUCUGGAACCAAAUGUUGUAUUUACUCAAUGUUUAAUAGAAGCAUGUAAAGAAUACUUGACAUCAAUUGAUCUUCGUACUAGUACUACGACUACUACUACUACUUCACGUCCUAGUGUUAUUUCGCCGGAAAUAUUAAUUCGUACGAAUUUAACUCAAAUUGCACGUAUUAUAAGUCAACUAGUAGUAGCAAUGGAAAAUGGUGAAUAUGAUUUUGAUGGAACUAAACAACCAUUGCCUCAAGAACCAGUUGUUACACGUGCUAUCGCUUAUAAACGUGCACAAACUGAGCUAGAAGGAUGUCGUGCUAAAUUAGAUAGUCGUGGUGAAGAAAUACGUGAAUUACAAAAAGCAUUGAAAGCACGUGCAGAUGAAUUAAGUGAAAUGUCUGUACGUGUUGGUUUAGCUGAGAAAAAAUUAGAAACAAUUGGCAAAGCAAAUGAAGAGAAAAUUUCUCGUUUAGAACAACGUUUAGAACAAUCGGAAUCACAACAGAAACGUAAUGAAAAAGAAUAUGAACAAACGUUGGAUGCACUUCAAGCAGAUAUUGAAGCAUUAGAACAAGAAAAAGCUGAUCUUAAAGAAAAAUUGAAAACGUUAAGUAAAAAAGCUUUAUUCGAAGGAAUCAUUAAAUCACCAUUGAUACCAAGCACACCACAAUCGAAAACUCAACCUUCAACUGGUCCCACAACUGCAGCUCCUGCAUCUGGUGGGCAAGCGUCAAUCGAGUGUUCAUCUCCUUCACCUGGUCCAGCUCGUUUGGCUGCUUAUCGAGACGCAUCAUUUAUGGCAAUGGAGAUUGAAGCUCUUCGUGAAGCUGUUCGACACUUAACUUCUGAGGUGUCCCGACUCCGUGGCGAGAAAAUGCUUGAACAACUAAAAGGUUUAGGUUAUUUACCAAAAUCAUCACAUCGUCGUCAAAUAAAACCGGUCAAUGUCAAUGAUGACGAUGUUUCAGAUAAAGAGAAUAAACCUAUAUCUGUGUAUGAACAACAAUCAAAUCUUUCAAAAAUUGUACAUGAUGCCAAUAUACUGAAAACAGAAAUUUUCACUGUAUUUGCUAAUCCGCAAGUUGUUCAACUGCCCAAACUAUCCACAAAACAACCAAUCAGUGAAGCAUCAACUAUAACAGAUACUGGAAAUGAUAAACCAUUGUCUACUACUACUACUGUACAAUUGAAUAAAAUUAAUCAACCUAGUGCUACAUUACAAUUUAAUCGACAAUCGAUGAAAUUGAUAAGAUUGAAAAACGAAUUAGAAAAGCUACAACAACGUACACUUGAAGCAUUAAAAACCGAAUCACCCAAUACAUCAAUUCAAGCCGAUUUCGCAUCAUUUCCAUCAAUGAAAAUGAAACAAUUCUUAUUGAAUUUGAUAAAUCCCAGUGAUAUCUCCUCAUCAUCAUUACAUUAUCGUUUAUUAUUUCCUGGUAGUUGUAGUAGCAGAAGUAGUAGUAGUAGUAGUAGUAGUAGUGCAUCUACUGGUGACAAAAAACAAGGCGACAUUCAGAGCGACCAUUUGAAACCAACAAAAUUGUUUAUGACUAAAGAAGAUUUACAUCAAUUACAUGCACAUUUGUUAACAGUUUAA
Schistosoma turkestanicum is the source of this 4719-nucleotide messenger RNA. Lineage: Eukaryota; Metazoa; Platyhelminthes; Trematoda; Strigeidida; Schistosomatidae. The record is from the annotation of a GenBank genome assembly.